Messenger RNA from Cercopithifilaria johnstoni, 846 nucleotides. The record is from the annotation of a GenBank genome assembly. NCBI's taxonomy places the organism in Eukaryota, Metazoa, Nematoda, Chromadorea, Rhabditida, Onchocercidae.
AUGUUCUCUAGUGGAGACAAAUAUGCAACGGCAAGUAGAACUCAAUAUCGGCAAUCCAAACAGCAUUCAAAUAUCGCCGAAACUUAUGAUGCUCUAUGUGGUAUAUCGAUACAGUUUGCCCGUAAAUAUCUCUAUUUAAGGACAGAUCGAAAGGCCAUCUUCCAUCUACUGGCAGUUUUUCUGUUAUCACUUUUCGCUGCCCUGGUGCCUUUACCCAAUCAUUAUUAUUUUGUAAAGAAGAAUAAUAUAUUGAAUAAUUAUUUUGUUAAAUUUGGUUGGUUUUGGACCUGUAUCGUUGUAUGUCCAUUUAUUUGGUAUAUUUCGACUGCUAUUGGGCAAAACAUUUCAGGGAUUGUACAGAAUUUAAGCCGUAUGGUAAUCGCCACAACAAUAUGGUACUAUUGCACUCAUGGGUUUCUGGUAUUUGAACAAAUAACAGGGCAUUGCCAUGGAUCUAAGCUGAGUUCUCGUACAUCGUGUGCCAUUGAUGGUGGUAAGUGGGUUCCUGGCUUUGAUAUCAGUGGUCAUUGUUUUAUCCUUAUCUACAGUUCUCUUAUCAUAUGUGAAGAAGCAUUAGCUUUCCGCAUCAUAACAACAGUUCAUCGCACUCGAAGGAUGCAACCGAUUAAAAACGAAAAUCUUAUCAGAAUUUUUUUCAUCUUCAUGUGUGUUCUUCAUCUACUUUGGGAUUUUGAACUGUUGAUCUCGGUCCUUUACUAUCAUCACAUAUAUCACAAAGUGAUGGGUGCAUUGAUCGCCAUUCUUUGCUGGUACUUUACAUAUCAUAUUUGGUACAAGAAAGUUGGAAUUCCACCGUUGCCACUACAGGCUUUUAAAGUGAUAUAA